AUGGCUGCGUUGCCAGAGCCCAGCGGUGCUGGCGCCGCAGGCAGCCCAUCACAAGUACGGGUGCGGCUGACCACGCGAGACACAGAACUCGCUGGCGAAGACCUUGCUCCUAUCCUCGUUCCUACGUCUUUCCGCCGCCUGACACUCUCUACCCUUGUCAACAGCCUCCUUGGAACCGAGAAAACGAUCCCCUUGGAAUUCAUCAUCAAUGGGACGUAUCUUCGUACAACGUUGGACGAGUACCUCACAAGCAACGGCAUCUCCGCAGAGACAACCCUUCCAGUCGAAUAUGUACGAGCACGGGUCCCUCCUCAAUAUGUGGCAUCUUUUGAGCACGACGAUUGGGUCAGCGACGUCGACGCCAUAUCCACUACCUCUCCAAGAAUUCUCACUGCAAGCUACGACGGCCUCUUAAGAGUAUGGAAUUCCUCUUCCCAGAUUCUCGCAACAUCCCCUGGGAUGACCCAGGGUGGACAUGGAUCUUUCAUCAAGUCUGCAAAAUUCAUAUCUUCAACUCAAGCAGUCUCAGGGGGGUUUGACCGUACGUUAAGAGUGUGGAAAUAUUCGGAGGAUCAGGACGGGCUUUCGGCCAACCUCUCGCCGCAAAUCGAGCUCUAUGGACACAAAUCCUCGGUAGAUGCAGUAUGCCCCCACGCUGACUCUUUCCGAAUACUCUCAGCCUCCUCCGACCAUUCUGUCGGAAUUUGGUCAUCGCGAAAAUCCGACGCACCAGCAGCACCUGAAGCCCUGGUCCCCAAGUCAAGAACCAAGGACGGCAAGAGGAGGAAACUGAAUAGCGAGGUGUCGGUGUCGCAGCGUGGGCCCCUCGCGCUGAUGCAGCAGCACACAGGACCAGUGUCCGGGGCCAUAUUUGAUCACCACGAUCCCACAGUGGGCUAUUCGACGUCUUGGGACCAGACAGUGCGCACCUGGGAUUUGGUCACCGCUUCGCUGGUUGAUACUCGAACCACGUCCAGCGCAUUGCUCUGCGUCGAUCAUAUGCCCUCUCUUCAUCUCAUCGCCGCUGGCUCGGCCAGCCGCGUGGUCAAGUUGGUGGACCCCCGGACUUCCGCCGCAACAGUCACGGCCAUAACUUUAAAGGGCCAUAAAAAUUCAGUCGUGAGCCUAGCCCCAGAUCCUGUCAACGACUACACCAUUGUCAGUGGCAGCCAUGAUGGGACAUGUAGAGUUUGGGACGUCCGAAGCACCAAGCAAGAAAAGGAUGGUGCCGUCGGGCAGAGUUUGUAUACAUUGCCAAGGGCGAGCCUCCAUGGCGCUGCCAGUCCGGCGGGGGGGGAUGGUGUCAAGGUGUUUGGAGUGUGUUGGCACAGCGAGGCCGGCAUCCUGAGCGCAGGUGAAGACAAGGUUGUGCAGAUCAACCGGAGGGACAACCAGACUUGA
Fonsecaea erecta is the source of this 1401-nucleotide messenger RNA. RefSeq lists its product as hypothetical. The coding region runs from base 1 to 1401 and encodes 466 amino acids. Gene Ontology annotation, cellular component: preribosome, large subunit precursor. The transcript has a single exon. The record is from RefSeq and is a predicted model, not a curated record. Gene Ontology annotation, molecular function: protein binding. Gene Ontology annotation, biological process: ribosome biogenesis. Lineage: Eukaryota; Fungi; Ascomycota; Eurotiomycetes; Chaetothyriales; Herpotrichiellaceae.